UGGGUGUUCACAAGUUGUCGAGACACCGUGCCGUGCGGGCUUGCGUUACGUUCCAAGACAGAGAGCCAAGAGAGCUCGGUCUGGUUUAUUUUUUUGUUUUCGUCGUACGUGUGCACCUCGAUAGAGCCGAAAAAGUGCGUAGCGCCCCCCACUUUUUGACAGAUAAAUAUAUACGUAUACAUAUACAAGUUUCAUAUAGGCGGAGAGAGGCGUGUUCGAACGUGUCUCGUGAGUCAUUGUUGUGCCGACUUUCAAACGUGUCGGACCUCGUGCCACUAACUUGAAAUAUACUUGAGUGAUUCGUAGCUCCAAUUCGAGUCGCGAAAGUGAUCGGUUAUCGGAAUAAUAUUGGAUAACAGUUUUAGUACAAGUUGACCAGUGUGUUUUUCGCUUUUCAUGAGUUUUUGUUUACGCGAUAAAAACGGUGUUUUGUUCAUCGCUUCGUGGUUCAGCGAUAAUUGUGUGGAUAGGUCGAUACCGAACAAUAAAUAAAUAUACAAAGCUCGCGCGAAACAAAGGGAAAAACGGACUUUGUCGUCGUGACAGUUUUGCUUCAGUGCUGCCACUUGGAACACGCGGCAAGUGAUACGCGGACGAUUGUUAAUUCAACUUUUAUACGGUUAGAAACUUUUUCGUUUAGUUUUUAACAACAGUUUUUUGAUAUCCAGUGCGCGGAUAUCGGAAGGGGGCGGAAAAGAAUAAAAUAAAAAGUAGGAGUGUCGGGAGAGAAGGUGCUUAGCUGCGUGUUUAAACUCGCGGCCUACGCAGUUCGGGCGAGGCCUUUCGCCGAGUUGGCCUCAAGUCACAGUGUUUCGCAAGAGCGAGUAAAAGAGAGAAAGAGAGGGGAACAGUACGAGAAGAGUGCGGUCCGCACGCGGUCGGCAGAUAAACGUUGACGCGUGUAUAGAUAAACGGUGCCCGACAGAGCGAGAGGGGCUCUUGAUAUACGGAAAUCCGUUUGGUGUUACGAGCAUUCUAUACCGAUGGUUAAGAGCCUGAAGAUGGAGCCGACGUUUUACGAAGAUACCGGAAUUUACGGUGGCGCGGGUAAUCGCGAAAACGUUGGUCAGCUCAAGAGGAAUUUGACGUUGGAUUUGAACGUAGGACAGAGACAAGGACCACAAGCAAAGAGGCCUAGACUGGGACCACUGUCGCCGGCUCUGAACAACGGUGUACCGAUUCUAAAUUCACCGGACCUGAAUAUGUUGAAGCUGGGCUCACCGGAACUCGAAAAAUUAAUAAUCGCCCAACAAGAUGGUAUGGUCACGACAAUGCCAACUCCUACCAAUCAAAUAUUAUUCCCACGAACGGUAACCGAGGCUCAGGAGCUUUAUGCCCGUGGAUUUGUCGAUGCUCUUAACGAACUCCAUCACUCGGACAGUUCACAAGAACCCGGCAGUAUUCAUGGGGCAACAUACACGAAUCUCGAACCACCCGGUAGCGUCCAAAGCACCGAAUCCACCAUUUCUCAGAGCAUGUUGUUGAUCAAGGACGAGCCACAAACGGUACCGUCGGUCUCGAGUUCACCGCCAAUGUCACCUAUCGACAUGGAAAGCCAAGAGCGAAUAAAGCUCGAACGUAAGAGACAAAGAAAUCGUGUCGCAGCAUCCAAAUGCAGACGGCGUAAACUCGAAAGAAUCUCCAGACUCGAGGACAAGGUCAAAUUGCUCAAGGGCGAAAACUCCGAGCUUAGUUCCGUUGUCCAUAGGCUCAAGGAACAUGUUUGCCGCCUCAAGGAACAGGUCAUGGAUCAUGUACAUUCGGGAUGUCAGAUAAUGACCGUUCCGGGACAGUUUUGAAGGGCAUCCGAUAUCGGUUGCUCGGCUCAACCAACUUCGCAUUAACGAUUGAUCAACAUGCGUUAACUCUGUUCAUAUGGCCCGUUCUACAAGGACGUUUAGAGGCCGUUGCUUCUAUUUUUCCCGCCGACCAACCCUCCGGACGUUGCUUAUUUCGAUUCUCCUUGCAACGGCCUUUCAAUCGAGCUGCUCGAAGGGCUCCCGGUGGAUUGUUUUUCUACCAUUAUACCCCGAUGAUCGCGCAGGUCAUGGACCACCUGCUGUGUGCUUCCAGACGCCUCGUCCUGGUCCCCCCCCCCCAAGGAGCAGCAUUUCGUGACCUUAUCCGAAGAAACCACGGCGGUCGCCAUAAACACUCCCAAUUUAUUUGGGUAUUGCUAUUUUGCACCUUGGAGGUUGGGCAGAGUAGAUAUGGAACUCGGUGUUCAUCUUCUCGAGUACGGCAUCGAUUUACCUUGUCUUUUAUAUUUUCUCCGGACCCUGACACCAUUUCGAAUGUAAUGAAGAAUCUGACAAGGCCACCGUGGAAGCAGCACAUUCGUAUGCCGAUGAAGCUCACUUGUUGCUUCUCUGGUAAUUCAACAACGAGUCCACAAUGGGAAAUUGGGGAACGAAAGGUUGAAAUUGACAAUUGCAUGUGGGAAAAGAAAUAAGGACGACAACUGAAAAAUCAGAAGCAGAGAAAAAUGAAGACGGAGCUGAAAAGUGGAAAUUGGGCUAUGGACCUUCAGUAACACAAGAGAAAUAUUCAAAAAACAAGAAGGAGAUAGAAGGAAGAGAAAGAGAGCGAGAGAGAUAGUUAGGGAAGGAGGAAACGCUUUCUGCAGAGUGCCUUUCAAGUGUAAGGAAAGAGAGAGGGAAUGGCAACGGUGCCAUGUAACCACCUCUCUCUCUCUCUCUCUCUCUCUCUCCCUCGCUCUCUAUCUCUCCUUGUGUCUCGACAUUCGCGCGAUUGCCUCCCGGCGGCAAAAAGGCAGUGGGAGUUGCCGGGAACGCGGGGGCGAGGGGGACAGAGCAUGUAAGAGAGAGAGAAUGAAAAACGUGGAGCGCGCGGCCAUUUUGGAGAACAUUGCGAAAUGCGCGGGAUAUUUAAAACCAGGAAUGUCAAGUCGAAGUUAUUUUCAACUUUCGGAACCGAUUUCCUUGUUGCGUAUAUUCUGCAUUGGACAUUUUAUGUAAUAUAUAAUUUAGUAUUUUAUGGAAUCAGCAAUCUUCAUCGAUUUCUCUUGUCUCUCUCACUUUCUCUCUUUUCUUCAAUAUUCAUACAGUUUCGAAUAUCGGUUUACGCAAACUUUCUUGUUUUAUAUUGCUGCAACGCGUCAAAUAUUGUUUAUAUAUAUAUAUUUUUUUUUUACUACGUCAUAUGUGCAUCUAGUCCAUUGUGCCCUCGCAACGUGUUUGCAAACUCAGAGACUUGAGAGUGUCAGCAUCGUCAAUCAAAAAUUUUUAAAUGACCUAUAUAUAUUUAGCAAUAUAUAUAUAGAUAUGUUUGAAUAUGUACUUUUAUUCGAAAAAAAACACAUUAUUGCGGUGUUGGUUACCGUAUGACGGUAUGGCAUCGAAAGGACAAUGGCCAUACAAUACAAUCGUAUUUUAUAGCGUAUUUUAUUUGGUCGCACAAUGUUUUUUGUUAUGUCCCUUGAAAUCUAUGAUUUUUCUUAUGUUCACGACUACUUUUCGUUACUUAUUUAUGCAAUAUGUGUAGCAUUUUUAGUAAAAUUGCCACCGGAUUGUCCCCGCCACACAAGUCAUCAAUGUAAUAAAAAAAAAAAACAGCAUGCUGUUGUACUCAUCGAUAUCUAACGCUGUUUGUAUUUCAGACGAUUCCUGUGGCAAUCAAGCGGCAAUAAUCAUUGUUUUUUCUUUUUCCAAUUUUAUUUUUUUGUCGUAGUGUUUCAUCGUACGACAAAAAUUGAGAUUAUUUGUAUAUUUGAAAAUCGUCAUACACCGGUUUGCAAACGCUAUUGAAAAAGUACGAAUUUGUGCCUUUUUUCUGUGGUGAAUAUUAGAUGACGACGAUGUUCACGGUUUUAAAUGAAAAAUAAAAUUCGAAAAAAUAAAUAAUUAAUCGAUUAUCGAUUGCCUCUGCUGAUAAUACUAUUUUAAAUAUAAUAAUGAAGAAAAAAUUUUAUCGAUUACGACGGUCAAGCCAAUGGGGCAAUACAACAGCGGGCUGCACAAAGAAAAAAAACGCAUGAAAGUAAAUGAAAAUAAAACCACAUGUGAUUUAGUCAUUUAAGUGAAAAAAGAAUUAAAUAAUGAAUAAAUAAAUGAAUAAAACCCCA
Messenger RNA from Venturia canescens, 4084 nucleotides. It is a transcript of the gene Jra, whose product is annotated as Jun-related antigen. NCBI's taxonomy places the organism in Eukaryota, Metazoa, Arthropoda, Insecta, Hymenoptera, Ichneumonidae. Gene Ontology annotation, molecular function: RNA polymerase II cis-regulatory region sequence-specific DNA binding; DNA-binding transcription factor activity, RNA polymerase II-specific; transcription factor binding. The record is from RefSeq and is a predicted model, not a curated record. Gene Ontology annotation, biological process: regulation of cell cycle; regulation of transcription by RNA polymerase II; regulation of cell population proliferation. Bases 984 to 1799 code for a protein of 271 amino acids. The transcript has a single exon. Gene Ontology annotation, cellular component: transcription regulator complex.